This is a messenger RNA of Lactuca virosa, 375 nucleotides long. Lineage: Eukaryota; Viridiplantae; Streptophyta; Magnoliopsida; Asterales; Asteraceae. The record is from the annotation of a GenBank genome assembly.
AUGUCACCGGGCGGAUGGAUUUGUAAGGUACGACGAAGUGAUCGACAAAGAAGUGAAUCAAGUUCACUCUGCGGAAAACCAUCGCUACCAAAGAAAGCCCUAAACUCAUCGACAGUGGAAGGAAUGGCGACGUCUUACUGUUUCUCAUUUUAUUUUCCCGUCAGGAGAGAUUGGAGGAAGAACGGUGGAUCCAAAUUGACGUCGGUUGCCGAUUCCUUUUGUAGAGAACACCCAAUUUUUCUCAUUUUCUUCAUUUCUUUUCCUCUCUCAAAUCAAACCGACGAAUCGCGACGCCGAUUGAGCAAACAGCUCAUUCUCAUAAACCCUAGCAGCAACGCAUCUACGGUCUUUUUGAAGAAAUUUAUUUGGGUUUAA